GUGGAGGUGAAGCUUGUUGGAACCGUUUCAGUAAAAUUUAUUUUUGCAUUUAUCCAAGAGGGGAUUCUGCUUUUAGCCUGCAGCCUUCUGGUUUGUGCGUCUGUCCCGGACGAGGGGGCGGUGGGGUGGCGACACGUCAUAUCAGCCGCCGCGCUCUGAUUGGCUACCGAUCCUCACCCGACACAGCUGUGAUUGUUUUCUGCAGAGGAAGCUCUUGUCCCUGGUAUGAGCUUCUGUGCUGUGGAAUGGAGCAGCACUGUUUCCCUCUCUCUCUCUCUGUCUGCUAACGAUGAUGUGAACAAACAGCGUGAUCCUCGCAGUCCUUGUUGCAACGAGAAGGAAAACAAGGAGGAGAUCAUUCAACCGAGGCAGAAGCAGAUCUGAUCCCAUCUUGAGAUCAAGUGCCCAAUGCCCAGACUAGAGGAGCACUGCUGGAGCUGCUCCUGUGCAUCAAGGGUUGAAACUAAACACUCAUCCAAAGCUGAAGAAAUGAUGUCCAUCAUCACCUCGGUGCUCAGCAAUGCCUACGGCUCUCUGCACGACGUGCGGACGGCCAACCUGAUCCGCCGGGGUCUGGUGCUCUUCACCGUGGGAGCGUUUCUCGCCCUGGUGCUCAACUUGCUGCAGAUCCAGAGACAUGUCACCCUGUUUCCAGAGGAGGUGAUGACAACUUUGUUUUCGUCCGCCUGGUGGAUCCCACCGUGCUGCGGCACAGGGGCCGCUGUUGUGGGCUUGCUGUAUCCCUGCCUCGACAGCCACCUGGGAGAGCCGCACAAGUUCAAGAGGGAGUGGGCCAGCGUCAUGAGGUGCAUCGCAGUGUUCGUCGGCAUCAACCACGCCAGUGUUAAACUCGACUUUGACAACAACGUGCAGCUCUCCCUCACGCUGGCAGCCUUGUCCUUGGGCCUGUGGUGGACAUUCGACCGGUCCAGGAGCGGCUUCGGUUUGGGCAUCACCACGGCCGUCCUGGCUACUGUUUUCACACAGUUGCUGGUCUACAACGGAGUUUACCAGUAUACGUCUCCAGACUUCUUGUAUGUACGCUCCUGGCUCCCAUGCAUAUUCUUCUCAGGCGGUGUUACCGUGGGAAACAUCGGACGCCAACUUGCCAUGGGUGGCGUUGAGAAACCCCACAUGGACUGAACAGAGGAAACGCAGAAAACCAGGCGAAGGACAGACAACGUAAAGAUGGACAAGUUACGUGAAGAAUGAGGAGAAUAACAGGAGAGAAAAAAGACUCAUUGUUUUCACUUCAUCCUUUGUUCUCAUAACAAAGUGCGGGUCAGAAGAAAAAAGCCCCUCAUCUAACGUGCCAUGUCCUCUGCACCUCCUUGUGGCCAAACAAGUCCCGCCCACCUCUGUUCUACUCCAUUAGCAUUAAGGCUUCCUUCACACUACACAGGAGGACAGUGUUUGCCUUUUUUUAGUUGUUUUUGAAGUGAACUGGUUUUAUUUUAAUGCUGGAAGUACGUAUCUUUCUGCAGGUUAUGGAGUGGAAGCGUGCGCGUGUGCUUUAGUGUGGAUGCGUCCUGGUCUUAGCAGAGAAGACCGGUUUGUUUUAAAGCCUGAAUAUAUUAUGAUCAUAAAAGGGAAAUGUUGUAUGAGUGGGCAAAAGAAAAAUGUCUUCACUCUCGCAUUGAAAUGUAUUCAGCGGCCUCAGUUGCAUCACUGGGGCACAGGGGAGAUGUAUGUUCCCAGUUUAACCAAAUUAAGUAUUUAUUUUGUAGUUUUCAAUGACCCCGAACCAAAAGUACCGUAUGAAUGAUGCUUCCCACUUUUGAAAGAUAUUUUUUGGGAAAUGACUUUCUUGCAGAGGGUCAUAUUUGUAAGGUGAGCCAAAGCAAGCAGCAGUGUGGAACAUACUGGUACAUAUUUACCGUAAAACAUGAGGGUGGCAUCGACCUUUUCAUCUUAUUUCAACUCUCAAGUGACGAAGCACAUGCGAGAGGAUGGUAGAUGGAAUGAAGAGAGGCAGGAAAUGAAAUGUUUUCAAGAGUGCCAAUUAGUUUUUGUACUGGCGACAAUGAGAUAUAUUUAGUCGCAACGUCGUAUUCACAACUGUCUGCCAGUACAAGAUCACUUCUUAUUGUCAGGAAAACUACUCUGAGACCUUCAGUACAUGUUUUGUCUGCUUCUUACAACUUUGAGACACACAGACAGCGGAUUGUUGAGUAAGGAAGUAAGACGUCAACUCAUUAGUCACGAUGGAAAUUCACAUUUUGUGUUUUUUAUCAGCAGUUAUGCAAGAAUGUACCAGGAGUAUACUACAACUACUUUUGCCAGCACCUAUGGUCAUUGUUAAACCAGUUUAAAACACUGUUGUGACCGGGUGGUGAAUGUUUUUGUGAUCAUAUACAUUAUUUCCCACUCCAGAUUUAAACUAUUGGGAACAUACACCAGUUGAAAGAGAGGACAGGACAUUAUUACUUAAGAUUUGCAAUCUGUGAUUGCCUGUGUAUUAUAGAAUGUAGUGCUUUUGUCACUAUAACAGUUUAGUUUUCUCAUUUGUACAAACAUAAUGACAUUAUUGCUUAUGUCUAAUGGCUUUCCUAUGUGAUCAGACAGGUAUUAUUACCAUACUAGACCUACAGUAUGUUAGUUAGCGUUUGGGGGGUCUAGAGGAUUAAGUGCAAUCAGAUUAUACAUGAGCCGAUUAUUCUUCCUUAUUUAUUAUUAUUUCUGACAAUGGCUAAAAAAAAAAACAUAACUUGUUGUAAGAAUAUGCAGUGAAGAUACUUAAAAAAAAAAAGCAAUAACAUCUUUGUUUUUGUGAACAAGAUUUGUGUCAGAGAUUACAUGCCUUCAGAGUCAAUACCAAUGACUCUCACCAGAGAGACAACAUAAAAAAGAUAUUGUGUCAAACUGUUGUAAAAAAAAUCUCAUUUAGUCGAAGAAAACAUGAUUUAUUUUUUUAAAUACUGUUUUUGUGGCGGAUCACUUCAGGUUAAAUCUGCUUACAUUCAGGUGUGUUUCACUGAAGAAGAAGCUUUAUUUUUUUGAGGUGGUGAAGCACCUUUUGUUUCGAUGUUUUAAGAGUUCCUGUGUGUCUGAUAUUUCAGCCAUGUAUCAUUUUUGCUACCAUGGAUUUAAGUGAAAAAUAAACACCUGAUAAGGA
Messenger RNA from Anoplopoma fimbria (sablefish), 3115 nucleotides. It is a transcript of the gene insig1, whose product is annotated as insulin induced gene 1. The record is from RefSeq and is a predicted model, not a curated record. The transcript is spliced from 7 exons. Bases 409 to 1143 code for a protein of 244 amino acids. NCBI's taxonomy places the organism in Eukaryota, Metazoa, Chordata, Actinopteri, Perciformes, Anoplopomatidae. Gene Ontology annotation, biological process: SREBP signaling pathway; SREBP-SCAP complex retention in endoplasmic reticulum; cellular response to insulin stimulus. Gene Ontology annotation, cellular component: endoplasmic reticulum; SREBP-SCAP-Insig complex.